AUGUCUUCAUUACCAUCCACAUCCAACCAUUCUUCGCCAUCAUCCUCAAACUCGCAUUCUGCUUAUAUCAAUGGAAAUGCAUAUGUAGAUGAGAUUAUUAACAUUUCGCAGCGCGAUAACAAAUUGUCUCAUGACACUCUACAGUGGAUUCCAUACGAUGAGCUGGAGGAUGUAAAAGAACUUGCCAAGAAUGACUAUUCAAGCGUAUCGGUUGCAAAAUGGAUAAAGAAAAAGAAGCAAGGAGUGUUUAAAAAAAUGAGCGGGGGAAAAGCACCAAACGAAGUCGUUGUUUCCGUUAAAACCUUGUUUAAUUCAAAAUUCGUGUCUAAAGAAUUCGUCGAGGAGUUCAAACGCCAUUUUAUCAAUGACACAUCCGCAACAAAAACCUCUACAUUUCACGUAUACGGGUUUACUCGCACACCCUCGUCAGACCUCGCUAUAAUUGCCACCUACUACCCUUCCAAUCUCUAUGCAUACCUCUCAUCACACACCUUGACACCUCUUCACAAACUCCGUCUCUUACAUACCCUUGCUACCAGACUCUCCACGUUGCACAACUCGAAGCUCACCCACCGUGCUGUGCACGGAGGAAACGUGCUUGUCGACGAAGGGAAGAAUGAAGAAAACGAGGCAUGUUCCGCAGAACUGGUUGAUUUCGGAAUAUCCUGGACGGACGGUGGAGUAUUCGGUGUGCCGGAAUAUGUAGAUCCAAGUAUUGUCGUUGGAGGAUCCAAUGCCUGGGAUCAGGCAGAUAUAUUCGCUUUCGGCAUUAUCAUGUGGGAAGUAGCUUACGAGCGCUUUUUCUCUGAUGGAGUUGGAAAAGUUCUCCCCAAGCCAUUUAUAAUAGAGUCGCACAACAAUGCUGGCCCCAGCAGCACCGCUCCGAACCCCACCAAUUCCUUCCAUCGUUCGAUAUACCCUCAUCUGCUCACAUUGAUGGAUGAUACGAUUCCUCCACUCUAUGCAAGUUUGAUCCGCAGAUGCUGGCAUCCAUUGUCGUCUCGACGACCUAGUGCUGGGGAAUUGACAAAAACUUUAAACGUGUUCGUCAAGUCUCUUGAAUCACGUGACUCAUACCCAGAAAUCAGAAGUCAGUUUGAUGAAAAUUGGAACCAUGGACAGGUGAAGAAUGAGGCUUUUGCUAACGGAUGGAAUGGCUCCACGCGAAAGACGUUUAUAUCGAUCGAAAAAUGGGACGGAUGGAGCGAAAUUGUGAAAAAGUGGGAAGAGGAUGAAGCGACCGUUAAGAAAUCUGUUAUAGGCGGAGUAGACAGCAAAUCACGCAACAGUGAAGAAAUAACUGCGUCAUGCACCUCGAAAGGCGAUGAAACUGAUGAUGCUGACACGAUAAACGGACAGGAGUUGAUGUCUGAUGAUAAUUUGUCGAGGGUUGAACAUGGUAUGGAAGGAGUGCAUGGUUUAUUCAUAUGGGGUAUGGUAGUAGCAGUUACAUUAAGAGAGAAACAAUCAAAUAAUACUUGCGUAUUUAUAGGUGAUUCGGAUGAAGAACAUAAUAAAGUCACGGGACAUGUGAUACUCUCAUUGGACGUCCAAUCAUCCAAGCUUACGUCUAAAGAUGACCACUCAGCUGCGGAUAACAUAGAUGCUGGUUCGUCAACGUCAAAUUCGCAAUCUUUAGCCGUUUCCACGAAUGAUGACAAAACAAGCAGCGCAUCGUCUGACGCAGAUGUAAAAAGCAUCCAACAAGCGAUUGAGCUUUCAAAGGGUGAUGAUGGGAACUUUGCGGUUGGCGAUUGGGUAGAUGUAAAUGAAGAGCUGAAGAAUAUGCAAAUUGAAGGAGUUACAGAUGAUCAAAUGAAGGAAGCUUAUAAAGGAAAGACUAAGCACAGAAGGACACCAAAUGCUUCUAAAUCCGAAGGAUCUCAUUCUAGCUUUUCGUCACCGGCCGCAUCAAUAUCUCGACUGCUAAGUCAUUCGGUGUCGUCGAUUGAUAGUAAACGUAAUGUGAAUGAGGUCACAACAACGGGCAAGGCGAUUAAAACUAGGAGCGUGAAGAUUAAGGAUGCCGAUGGUAUAUCUCACGAUUCAGCAGAGAAUGAAUCUGGUGAUUCGCCAAACACUAAACAAGUCAAGCGACGCAAGUCACGCGUACUGAAUGCUUUUAAGAGUAUGAAACAAAAGAUUUUCACUCGGUUCGGUAGCACGUCCGGCAUUUGGUAUAAUGGUCUACGACUACCCAUUCUAUUGAACUGGCCUCGCUUACCAGCGCCAGAUAGAAAGGCAAAAGAGGGAAAUGGAAGCGUCGGUGGUGCGGGAGGACAAAUAGAGAGACUGAGCACCUCCAAAAUGUCUAAAACACUUCAGUCUUCUCCCAUCAACAAAUAUAUUAUAGACAACGACGACGCAGACCGUUGA
This is a messenger RNA of Paraglomus brasilianum, 2376 nucleotides long. The record is from the annotation of a GenBank genome assembly. NCBI's taxonomy places the organism in Eukaryota, Fungi, Glomeromycota, Glomeromycetes, Paraglomerales, Paraglomeraceae.